GUCGAGUAAUAAAAGUGGUCGAGGUGUCACGGACGCUAGGCAUAUUGUACAAGCUGUUCGAGACUGGACAGUACCGUUCCGAGACAGAGAUGAAUUAUUUAACGAUAAUAGGACUCGUUACCUGCGUGAUUUACGUUUCUGCUGCCGACGUCCAAAAGGCGUUCGAGGAUGCGCGAAUCGUACCGGAAGUGAUAGACGUGGCCCCGGCGGAGAAGAUUCAGGUCAAAUACGGAAGCAAAGAGGUCGAUCUGGGAAAUGACUUCACGCCGAUGGAGACGCAAAAUAUUCCGGAGAUUCACUACAAGCACGAAGGAGGAGUCCUCUACACGCUCAUAAUGACGGAUCCCGACGUGCCGAUCCCGAAGAGGAAGGGAUAUAACCGAGAAUUUAAGCACUGGGUCGUCGGAAACAUUCCGGAGGAGAACGUCGCGAAGGGAGAGGUACUCGCGGAGUACGUCGGCCCGGCGCCGCCGAUAUUUUCAGGAAAACAUCGUUACGUCUUUCUAGUUUACAAGCAGAAUCAAGGGUCUAUUACUUUCGACGAGAGACGACUGAGCAACAGGGACGGACUCCUACGGUUGCGAUUCAACGUGAAGAAAUUCGCGGAGAAGUACAACCUGGAGGGGCCGAUAGCGGGGAAUUUCUUGAGGGCGGAGUACGACGACAACGUGCCUACGUUCUCAAAACUUCUAGGAUUUUAAUUCGAUUCGAUUUACGUCUACUGUCGGGUGGUGGUAUUGAUCGUACACAUAAAAUAUAAAUUAUUAUCGAUGGGCCGAGAAUUAUAACGGUGCCAGUACUCACAUAUGACUCUCGGGCCGAGAGACCGUUCAGGCUUCAAAUAAAUAAAGCGAAAUGCUCGCGAUUUUCAAAUCCA
Molecule: messenger RNA, 877 nt
Organism: Ceratina calcarata
Lineage: Eukaryota; Metazoa; Arthropoda; Insecta; Hymenoptera; Apidae
Product: protein D2
Exons: 5
Coding region: 90-701 (203 amino acids)
Source: RefSeq, a predicted model, not a curated record